Messenger RNA from Harpegnathos saltator (Jerdon's jumping ant), 1890 nucleotides. Its product is annotated as N-acetylglucosamine-6-phosphate deacetylase. Gene Ontology annotation, molecular function: N-acetylglucosamine-6-phosphate deacetylase activity. The record is from RefSeq and is a predicted model, not a curated record. The transcript has 8 exons. NCBI's taxonomy places the organism in Eukaryota, Metazoa, Arthropoda, Insecta, Hymenoptera, Formicidae. Gene Ontology annotation, biological process: N-acetylglucosamine catabolic process. The coding region runs from base 211 to 1422 and encodes 403 amino acids.
CGCAUGGCCAAUUUCACGGCGUCAACUCAUCGUUGACGUUGAAUCAUCGAUUCGAAUGAGUUACUGUAUGCGAAUUCAGUCGAAUAAGAAAAAUUAGUCUUUGUGGAUUGAUUAUCGUUUUUCCGUUCUUCCUUCGUGAGUUUUCAAACAAACGUAACCGAAUUAGCAGUUGACUCUUUCGGGAACGUAUUCCUACUGACACGAAGCAUCAUGCAGCGGCACGAUAAAACAGUCCUCAAACAAUUUUGUAACUGCAAAAUUCUACGUGAUGGCAAAAUCCAAUUGGAAGAUUUAUGGGUACGCGACGGUAAAUUCGUGAAUCCUGAAAAAAUCUUUUACGAUGAGAAAAUCACACCCGAUGUUAAAAUAGAUUGCAACGGUGCCCUGAUCUCUCCGGGAUUCAUAGAUUUACAAAUCAAUGGAGGAUUUGGCAUCGAUUUUUCAAACAAGGUUGACAAUGUGAAAGAAGGCAUAGAUAAAGUAGCAAAAGGAUUACUGAAACAUGGAGUAACAUCAUUUUGUCCUACAAUAGUAACAUCUCCUGUUAAGACAUAUCAUUCGAUACUACCGAAAAUAAAGAAACAGAAUGGAGGUAGUCACGGUGCUUGUGUAUUAGGUGUUCACAUAGAGGGUCCAUUUAUCAGCCCGAGUAAAAAAGGUGCCCAUCCAGAAAACUACAUCAGAAGAUUUGAUCAGGGAUUUAAGUCAGUUACUGAUAUGUAUGGAGAUCUGAACAAUGUGUGUAUGGUUACGUUAGCACCGGAAAUUCCAAACGCCACAUCUAUCAUCGAAGAGUUAUGUGAGAGAAAUAUCAAAGUAUCUGUCGGACAUUCCAUAGCAAAUCUAAGUGAAGGAGAGAUAGCAGUUAAACAUGGAGCAUCAUUUAUUACUCAUCUCUUUAAUGCCAUGCUGCCUUUUCAUCAUAGAGAUCCGGGGUUAGUCGGUCUCUUGACAUCUGACCAAAUUCCAUUCGGGAGAAUUGUUCAUUUUGGUAUAAUUUCGGACGGCAUCCACACGCACCCAGCUGCUUUGCGAAUCGCUCAUCGGACGCAUCCCGAAGGUCUCGUACUUGUAACCGACGCAAUAUCUGCAUUGGGUCUGGAAGAGGGAAUUCAUCAGCUAGGUCAAUUAGAGAUAGAGAUACGUAAAGGGAGCGCCUAUAUUGCUGGAACAGAUAUUCUAUGUGGUAGCAUAACUGAAAUGUCUAAAUGUGUGAGGAAUUUCAGAGAAGCCACAGGUUGCACAGUGGUUGAGGCUUUGGAAGCAGCUACUUUACAUCCUGCGAAAGCCCUCGGCAUUGAUUCUUACAAAGGUGUUCUUAACUUUGGCGCUGACGCCGAUUUCAUUUUACUGGAUGAUAAACUGAAAUUAUUGUCGACAUGGAUUUCAGGAGAAUGUGUUCAGCAUAUUUGUAGUGAGUAACAUACAUAAAAGGAACAGAGAGAGAGAGAGAGAGAGAGAGAGAGAGAGAAAAUUACUAUAUCCUGCCACAUAAACACAAAUAAAAUUUAAUCAGAUGACAGAAAAAUAUGAAUAUAACUUUUUACUUUCUUUACUGGGAAAAACGUGUAUAAUAAUAAAUGCAUAUAAUUAGUAUAAAAUAAAAUUAGUACAACCAUUGUGUCUUACACUAUAGGAAAGAUAUCUGUAUCCUCUAUAGCUCUAUAGCAUCUAAACCGUAUAAUAGAGGAUGUAGAAGAGACAUCAGUAUGUCAUGUUAAUCUUUAAUCAACUAUAUUUUGCGAUAUACAAUAUAAAAGCUAAUAGUUAAAGUUGGUUUACUGCUGAAUAUUUACUGUUCAAUUUUUUUCCGUAUACCACGGACCUUAAACCAAAAAAGAAAAAAGGAAAAAAAAAAGAGUCGUCUUUACGAUGUGUUAAUCGGAACGU